Molecule: messenger RNA, 2337 nt
Organism: Medicago truncatula (barrel medic)
Lineage: Eukaryota; Viridiplantae; Streptophyta; Magnoliopsida; Fabales; Fabaceae
Exons: 5
Coding region: 522-1658 (378 amino acids)
Source: RefSeq, a predicted model, not a curated record
AAGAUAAGGUUAAAAUGAUUGAUUUGAAGAAAUCCUUUUGACCACUGUCAUUUUUCUAUCGAAAUUGAACCUGCUAGCUUCACUGUCAUUUUUCUAUCGAAAUUGAACCUGCUAGCUUCAUCGUUCACCACCCUCAUCUCCUUCAAUGACGAAGGCUGAAAGUUCUGCUCCGUAUCAUCAUCCUCUUUCCUUUAACAGGAAUAGAUUAGGAGAAUUACUGAAUGAGGUUCUUCCUCCAAAUACAAGUGACCCAACAGUUCCUCUUCUUUUUGUUUAUGAUGAAAGCGUAAGCAAAGUUGUCUACGCUGCUGCGCGUAAGGACUUCUUUGACAUUCUCUUAAGCAUCUUUACCCUUCCGCUUGGUAGUCUGACUACCCUAUGCCAAGAAAGCGAGGAUUUGGAGAAAGUAAAGCUCGGUUGCUUAAACAACGUUCAAUUUUCCAUCGAGAAGAUGCCCCAUGUUCAAUAUAGCAAUGGUGCAGAUGCAAAGAAGCUGAUUUUGGCUCCGAUAAAUUGCAGAGAUGAUUACUGCAAGUCUCUUUCCUUCAAUGUUGACCCAAACCCACCCACUUGAAUAUUUCAUAUGUUCUAAGUAUAAGCAUAAAUGCCCAUCACAUCAUGUUUCUACUUCUAAUGAUACUAAAUGUGUUUGCCGGGGACUUCUUGACCAUCCAAUUAAGCUCCAACAUUCUCAUAAUGGGUUUCUCACGGAUAGUGACUUAAUAUAUGUCAUUGACGACAGUCUUAGAUUAGAGCCUUUGACAGUUGAUUCAUCCGGGUUUAAUUUAAUUAAAGGCAACCUGGAAAGCAGGGACUCUUUCAAAGAGUGGCUGGUUCACGUCGACCGAAAAAGGAUGGUUGAUUUGAUAAAGUGUUGCGUGUCAUCAACAACUCCACUUACUGAUUUUUGCUUCCAACGCAAGCCUCUUAUCGAGCAAGCUGAUGUAAUUAAUUAUACGAAAUUGGCAUCUGAAGAUAUUUUUGAUGACACCAAUUUUGAGAGAAUGAGUUUGGAGGUAUUCAUGACAAAGGAAGAGCAAAAGAUAAUAUAUGCGUAUACGGAUGAGAAGUUUGUGGAGUUUUUGAUUAGUUUCUUAGCCUAUCCGUUAGGGAGUGUCAUUGAAAAAUUGAAUUGUAAGACAGGUCUAGCUAAUAUCGACUCUCUCUAUAGAAGUGCAAAACAACUGAAGGCUAUGUAUUUACCAGAUAGUAUCAAUAAUUUGCUGCUGCAGCCACUAGUAGCUCACAGUUUAGCAUCAAAAGUUUGUAUGUUUGGAUGUGAAAAGGAUCCACCAAUUUUUAUGUUCUAUAAAAGCCUUCAAGCUGAGUCAGAUGGAAGCAUAGAAUGGUGUCUGACUAGACAAGAAACGGGCAAUCCCGAGUCGGUUUUGGAUUCGAUUCCAAAUAUUAGUCUCAUCCAAAAGAAUGCUGCAAAAAGUGGCUGUGUAUUGAAGACACCACCAAACAAGUAUUUGAUUCACAGUAACUUGAACUUUGGUGAGAUGUCUGAAAAUAUCUCAGUUCCUGAUUAUCGUGAAUACUUUCCUUCUCUAACGGCAGAAACAAUUUCUAUUGGCAUGAGGGAGUGCCUCCAAAUUUUGAGGGCCUCGUUGACCUCAGGAAGUGCACUCGAUGAUGGUCUUCAUGCCUUUCUAUAAGGGAUCGUAGAGUCUUCCUACUGUUUGAAGACCCUCUGCAUCAGUGAACAAAAGUAGAUGGUGAGUUGCAGAACACGGUGAAGGAUACCCGAGUUUGUCCUGAGAAGAUUGGAAUCAAGAUGGUCACUUUUGCGAGACUUUUUUCCUGUAGCCAACAGCAUGUGCUUUUGUCAAUGCACUAACUAUAUAAGGCAGUUACUGCAAAAGCUUAUUGAUAACCCUUCUUCACUUGUUUGAUUAUAACUACGUGAAAUGAGUUUAUGCUGAGUUUGAAACCAUUUUAGUUAGAAUAUCCAAUUUAUAUCUUAGUCUAUAGUAUGCAUCAACCUGCUUUUUCAGUUUAUAUAUUAUUAUUUACUGGCGUUAACGAUGAUUAUUUUCCACUAAGCUUAAAGGUUGUAGACAAUGUCUUUGCUAGGUAAAAAAUUGGCUUAAUUGCACUUUUGGCCUCCUAUGUUUUAAGAAGUUGUGAUUUUGGACCCCUAACUAAUUAAAAUACAAAACAGCCCCUAUGUAUUGGAUCUUUGGCAGUUUUGGCACCCUAACUAAUUAAAAUACAAAACAGCCCCUAUGUAUUGGACCUUUGGUAGUUUUGAUCCCCUAGACCAAUUUUGACUCGGUCAACGCUGAUGUGACACUUCAAAGGCGCCACGUGUGCAUUGUUUUAAUUAAAAAUAAA